Molecule: messenger RNA, 788 nt
Organism: Anopheles coustani
Lineage: Eukaryota; Metazoa; Arthropoda; Insecta; Diptera; Culicidae
Exons: 3
Coding region: 1-765 (254 amino acids)
Source: RefSeq, a predicted model, not a curated record
AUGAAGUUUGCAAUCGUGGCUACUUGUGCCCUACUGGUCACCCUACUUGGAGCCGUAGAGGUUCGGGCGGGCACCGUUGUCCAGGCACCACGUGAUAAUGCGCUUGACCAGAUGAUUAUUGAGUUGUUGGAGAACUUCAAGCAAUCGAUGACCUGUGGCAUUCCCGAUCUCGGUGUUCCUGUUCUGGCACCGUUCGAGCUGGACCAUUUCGAGGUGAACAUCGAGCAGAAGGGUCUUAAAUUCAAAGGGGAGAUGAACAACCUGCUUGUGGAUGGACUGAAUGAGUUCGAAAUCAAGAACGUCCACAUCAACGUGCUGAAGCUCCAGCUGACCUUCGAGCUCUACUUUGCAUCCAUCCGCAGCAAAGGCGACUACCGAGCGAAGGGCAAAGUCAUCGGACUUUUUCCCUUCAACCGCAAAGGCCCAUUCCAUUUCAACGUGAACGGAGUUACGCUGAAGGGCAGCGUGAAAGUUGGCAUCAGCGGUGAUAACGUUCAAGUGCGCGAACUUCAAAUCACACCGACCGUAGAGACGGUCAACUCCGAUCUGAAGAACGUGUUCCUGCUGCCACUGAACACGUUCAUCUUUAACCGCAUCGUCGAGGGCGUUCUGCCUGGUAUGAUCAACGAUAACAAAGACGACAUCACGGCGGCGAUCGAGGAUAAUCUUAAACCGGUCAUUAAUGAACUGCUGGGUGAUAUUACACUGCAAGAUCUGAUCGAUAUGGCGUCUGGUGAAGGAUCUUCCAUUCCGACUACUUGCUAGAAGGGUUGACAAGGGAUCCUAGA